Messenger RNA from Linum tenue, 375 nucleotides. Lineage: Eukaryota; Viridiplantae; Streptophyta; Magnoliopsida; Malpighiales; Linaceae. The record is from the annotation of a GenBank genome assembly.
AUGAAAGGCGGAAGAAACCAUAAGAACAGCAGCAGGAGCAACCACCAGCAGCUGCUGGAAUCCAUUGCCAGAGCCAACAGUGGAGGAGGCCCUGCUGUCGUUUGCCAGGAAGGUGGUGGCGGUGGACCUGGAGUUGUGAGGAUGAAGGUGCUGGUCAGGAAGCAAGACUUGAAGCAGAUGCUGGAGCUUCUGGGAGACGGGGUGCAGAAGCAGGCUAGCAAAUUGCCAUCUUCCACUUCGCCAUUGCCACUGGAGCAAAGAUUGAAUCUUUUGAGGAGAAAGCAGGCAAUUAGAGGGAAUGGAGGAAAGGGUUGCAAGGCUUCGUCGCCCCGGUCAUGGAUUCCGGCCCUUCAUAGCAUUCCUGAAGAGCUCUGA